Molecule: messenger RNA, 1197 nt
Organism: Verticillium alfalfae VaMs.102
Lineage: Eukaryota; Fungi; Ascomycota; Sordariomycetes; Glomerellales; Plectosphaerellaceae
Product: pelota
Exons: 2
Coding region: 1-1197 (398 amino acids)
Biological process (GO): nonfunctional rRNA decay; nuclear-transcribed mRNA catabolic process, no-go decay; RNA surveillance
Cellular component (GO): cytoplasm
Source: RefSeq, a predicted model, not a curated record
AUGAAGCUCACGUCGACGAAACCUUCGCAGUAUGUCGCGGAAGACGCCGUCACACUGACGGCCGAGGACUCGGAAGACAUGUGGCACGCCUACAACUUGAUCACAGCCGGCGACACCGUCGUCGCACACGCCGUCCGCAAGGUUGUCUCCGAAACGAAGACCGGCAGCACGCAGUCUGAACGAGUGCACACAAUGCUCGCCAUCAAGGUCAAAUCCACCUUUUUUGACCCCAUUGCCGGCCAGCUGCAGGUCAGCGGCGUCGUCAAGUCCGAAAACGCCUAUGUCAGCCUGGGCCAGCACCACACCCUCGACCUCGAAAUCGGCCGCCCCUUCACACUGAGCAAGCCCGAGGGCUGGGACUCUGUCGCGCGCGACACACUGAACGAGGGCCUUUCUGACGACAAGGAUGGCGCCAUGGCCGCUGUCGUCAUGCAGGAAGGCAUUGCCAACAUUUGCCUGAUCACGCAGUUCCGCACCGUCGUCAAGCAGCGCAUCGAGAGCGUCGUGCCGAAGAAGAGGAGCGCCGCGUCAGACACUUCAGAGGGCAUGCGCAAGUUCUACCAAAAGACCUUGUCGAACCUGUUGCGAACGGUCAAUUUUGACCAACCGCGGCCGCUGCUGCUGGCGAGCCCUGGAUUCAUCGCUGUGGAUUUCAAAAAGUACAUUGCGGAUGAAGGGCGUGACAAGUCGGACAAGAAGCUGUCGAAUAUCGCCAAGGAGGCCAUUGUUGUGCACACAAAUUCGGGUCACGUCCACAGCCUCAACGAGGUGCUCAAGAGCCCGGAGAUGGGGAACAAGCUCAAGGACUUCAAGUUCACCAAGGAGACUAAACUCAUGGACACCUUCUUUGAUAAGUUGAGGGUGGACGACGGGAGGGCGUGGUACGGCACCUCGUCGGUGACUAAGGCGGUGCAGGAGGGUGCGGUCGGUCCAGGCGGUGGCACACUCAUCAUGAACAACUCUUUGUUCCGUAGCUCCGAUAUUGCCACGAGGAAACAGUACGUGGCCCUCGUUGACAAGGUAAAAGAAGACGGAGGUGAGGUCAGAAUUUUGAGUAGUGAUCACGAGAGUGGGCAGAGACUCGACAUGCUAGGCAGCGUAGCAGCUCUCCUGUCGUAUCCGAUCGCAGACCUCGACGACGAGGAUGCAGACGAUGCAGACGGUGUCGAGGGCGCGGAUGACGUGCAGAUAAUAUGA